UUUUCAUCCAUUUCACCGGAACCGAUUGCGAGAGUUGGAUUAUCAUUUCUCACCCUCAUCUAUCAUCUUUCUUCGGAUCUUAAGCUUCCUCUCGAACAGCAUCAUCCGCUCGACAUAAUAGAUUGGAACAGAGGUGACACUGCAGAGAUUCAUCCACAAUCAAUUCUCGGCUUGUAAGGCAGCCUUUGUCAGAGGGAGGGUCAGGUGUACAGCAAAACAGAUUCAAGUCAUCGUUUGCAACAUUAACAACACUGUAAAUCAUCCUGCUCAACAACACGUUCCGAUUAUUCAUUAGCUAAUAAUACUAUUCCAAAUAUGUAUCCAUAUCAAGGUCGUGGCUCUUCGCAACAGCCACCACCACCUCCUCCACCUGGUUCCUCUGGCUUUAGCAAUCGCGGCCCGAGCAGAAGUCCAGAGCAGACAAGAGCAUCUAUUGCACGAUCCGUUCCACAUUCGCCUGGCGGGAUGAGUAACCAUUCACAUCAUGAAGAUAAUUGGCAUAGAGGCAAUACUGGCAGUGCAGGCUUAGAGAUGCGAGAAGUAAAUUAUCCACCUUCUCACCCUCAAUCACGUUAUCCUGGCUCGGCCAGAGAUCGGGGCGAUGAAUAUGGGAAUCGUGUGGGUCAUUGGAUGGAUGAUAGAAAGUAUGGACCUCCGCCUCCUUCUUCGCGUCAACAACAAUCACACCAACCUCCGCCUUCUCGAUCGAUCGAUGAUCGCGGACGAAAUUUCGGUCAAAAUCCUCCACCGCAUUUCUCACAUCCGUCUUCACCUUCUCAAAGGCCGAGAACGCCGCCUCCACCAAGUUCGAGAAAUGUAGGAAGUGGUGAUGUUGGAAGUAGAGCAUCGCCUUGGGAUCCAGUUGCUGCAGGACCAAUGUCAGCACCGCCUUCUAUGGUUCCUAGAAUGCAUCCAAAUCAAUCAAGCUCACAUGGCAUGCAUCAUCCAAAUGCUUCUUCUCAUCAUACUUCACCACGCUUGCCGGCGCUUUCGCACGAAUCAGGCAGAAGUAGCAGCGAAGGUUUAGGCAAUCAUCCAGGCAAUCCUAAUCAGAUGAAUAGUCAAUCCAGCAGUGGACAUCAUAGAAUACCGAGCUGGGGAGCACAAUCAGCCAAAGAAGGAAUGGCGAUUAGAUCUCCACCACGAAGCAUGGGAUCUGCGCCAGGUUCGAAUGCCAGUCGUAUGGGCGGUCCUGGCCCUGGGCCAUAUCGUGGUGAAAGUAUGGGUCCAUAUGGUCGCAAUGCCGAAAUGAUCAACCCGCCUCCCAGAUCCAUGGAUAGCAGAAAGCGUCCAGCAAGUGAAUCACCGCCAACGUCAAUGGGACAUGCGCCUUUACCGCCUCAACAAGCAUCGCCUACGCAAAGAGCUGAUGUGAUGAGUAUGAGCUCGAUCUUGGGUCCAAGCGGAGGACGUGCUUCUAGUGUUGCGCACGAUUUUGCACCAGAAUCAGAUUCAGUGAUGAAUUCUGCUGAGAAACGUAGACGGUUGGAAGCAGGGCAAAGUUCACCACCAAAAGGAGACAAUGGUCCACCAUUGCAAGGUCGUACUUCCAACGGAAGUGCGAAUGGAAGUAAUUCUGUUAAUCCAAACAAUGUCAAUGCAAUCUCAAUUUCGGAAGCUGCAGCUGCCAAUUUGGCAAGAAGGAAAUGGAGUGGACCUAUCGCUGAAGAAGCUGCACAACAAGCAGCCGCCUGGCGAGCGCAAGAGCAAAGAUGGGGUGCAGGUGGAAAUACUAGAAGUCCAAAAGUGGGUAUGAUGCCAUUAGGAGGGGCUGGAGAGCGUCAAAAUUCACCGUUUGGGCAACGCUCCAACUUGAGCGGUAGAGGUGCAAGUCCGAUUGGUCAAGAAGGUCACAGACGCCAGCGCAGCGAUGGAUUGCAAGCUCCUCCUGGACCUGGUGGUCAGCCUAGUCCUUUAGCACGUACUAUGCCUUUGCGUCCAUCUUCUCCGCCUCCACCAUCCACAUCGCAGCAGGGAGGUAGGGCUCAAUCCAAGCCUCCAAAACCACAACCACAAAUGCAACAGCAACCGCCGCCUCUUCCACCACAUUCUCAACAACAUCAAGCUGGUCCAGGUGGAUUCGGUGGAGCACCACCUCCAGGCUACUAUCGUGGUACAACGCCUCCUCCACCAGGAGCAAAUCUCGGACCGCCUCCAGGAAGUGGGAUGCAACAGCAACAUUUCGGUCCAGGCCCUCCUCCACAACAUCAACAGCAGAUGUAUAAUCAGCCAGGCUAUCAUGCCUAUGACAAUCAAGGUCGUCCGAUGGAAAUGGAUGUUGAUGAAGUACGUGGAGGAGGAUUUGCAGGUCAUGGACAUCCUCCUCCGCCUCCUCAUAUGACAGAGGCUGGCUAUAGACAUGCAAUGGGACCAUAUGAAGAACCGCCAAUGAUGAUGCAGCAACGUCCACCACAGAUGCAAAACCCACAAUCUCGUCGUGAGCCCGGUCCUCCGUCACAAGGACAUGCAAAGAAAUCUUCGAUGCAUCUAGAGAACAAAGGAAACGUUUCACAAAGAUCAAUCAAUCAGCAACAAGGCCCACCACCUGGCUCUCAACCGCCAAAGCAAGUUCAUCGAUCUGUAAGUCCGGUCAUGCCAGGUCCCGCUCGUGGCUUGCUGCCGCCUAGACUGGAGAAGCAAAGACCAACAACGACUGGCAGACCUUUGGUACCUUCGAAAGAUUUUAAUGUUGGACCCAAAGUUGACAGUGAUGCUGUUCGAGUUGCAUUGAAAGAAGCAAUCGAAGCGCCAAGAGGAUUGAUCAGUGGAGCGAAUACAGCACAAAGUGUACAAGAAGAACAUUUGAUCAAUGCUGAUUCGGAGUACAGUAUUCCGUUCGGAAAACAUCUUGGCAGUUUCAUCUAUGAUGCACGCAAGAUACCUCUUUUGCCUGGAGAUCUUUUACGUAGAAACGUUGGAGCAACUUUGGAAGUGCGCAUUCCGGGUAGAGCUUUAGGUGUCGGGCCACAAAGCGAAAAGGAUUUAGAAGGUAUCAUGCAUGGUCGAUGGGCUGUGAAUUCGGAAUCGAAUAAUGAUUCCGACAAAGCACAAUCGAAUCCAAACGCGCCUACAAAUGGAAAUGCAAAUGGCGAUGCUACAAAUGUUUCGGAAGCUGAUGCUGAUAUUGAUGCGUUUGCAUUUUGGAACAAUGAUGUUUUUUUGAAACGCAAAGCAUGGGGCACGGAUGUUUACACGGAUGACAGCGAUGUUGUGAUGAUGUGCUUGCAUUCCGGUUACCUGCUAGGACCAAAUCUUGAAAGUGUACCUGCUUGGGUUCCUCCAGGAAAGGCGGUGAAUGCAUGGAAACGAAUGACGGAUGAUUUGGCUGCACGUGCAAGAAAUGGUGAAUUGGAAGAGAAUGACAAUGCCAUCCUUUCUGCGACAGUGCCGGGACAAGAUGUUGAUCAAGUUAUCAAUCUUUCUCCUGAAUCGAUCAAAGGAAGAAAUGAACGAUUAGACAAGACGAUGGACAUUUCCGUUGUUUUACGUGUUGCGCCUCAAUUGAUUGCUUAUAAAGGUAGUCAAAGAGGCGGAGUGAAGACGAGAAGUUGGGGUAACACUCAUGAUGGCGUAAGUCUUGUGAUCGAAUCUGUUCAACUACAACCACCAGGCUAUGCUUCUGGUGAACGUGGGCUGAAACGAAUGAAGCAAAGAAUCGAUCAAUUAGCACGAUUGAAGAUGUUGGCAACCAUUGCUGGAGAUGCAGGAGCUAUAAAGGAAAGUGUGGAAGAGCAAGUAUCGUCAGCAUUACCCACAAAUGCUCAAAACGAUACUGAAUCCACCAAGAAUCAAUUAUUAGCAGGUGGCUUGUUGGAUAUCUUGGCUGCAGCGAAAUUAAUCUCAAGCGAGAAUGAAAUCACAAAGAACGGUAAUGCAGAAAGUGCAUUAGAAACACAAAAACGCUUUUGGCAAUUCGAUCCAAUGAUUGAUGUCAAAGCAGCCUGAAGCUGAAAAAAGAAAACCAAAAAGGGAAGGGAAUGAAUUUUGUAUGAUGUUGACUUAUUCACUGUUUCUAUUUAAUUGUACACAAUGCAGGCUUGAAGAAAAUUAUGUGCAGAUCAUCACACAGACUGUUUCAUAAUGAGAAUAUUGUAAAAAUUGAAUGAUGUUA
This is a messenger RNA of Meira miltonrushii, 4111 nucleotides long. RefSeq lists its product as uncharacterized. The transcript is spliced from 2 exons. The record is from RefSeq and is a predicted model, not a curated record. NCBI's taxonomy places the organism in Eukaryota, Fungi, Basidiomycota, Exobasidiomycetes, Exobasidiales, Brachybasidiaceae. The coding region runs from base 316 to 3945 and encodes 1209 amino acids.